This is a messenger RNA of Enterobius vermicularis (human pinworm), 834 nucleotides long. NCBI's taxonomy places the organism in Eukaryota, Metazoa, Nematoda, Chromadorea, Rhabditida, Oxyuridae. The record is from the annotation of a GenBank genome assembly.
AGAAAUUGGUUUGUUAUUCUUGUUUACCUGUCGUGUUUGAUGACAACACAAGCAUUAUUGAAUACUUUGUCGUCUGAAGGUAGUUUUGGUCAAUUGACGUCUCGGUCUGUUGGUCUCAAUAAAGCGACAAUGAAUUCGGAGCUAAAUUUUUUGUCAACUCCUUCAAGUUCGUCUGCUUACACACUGAGUGCGCCAAGUUACAAUACCUUACAAUCAGGAGUAUGCGAUUUCACUAAGCCACUGGUAAAUACACCGUAUGCACCUGCAGUUCGUGAACCUGACCAACUGGAAACUGGACAAAAAAUCAAACGACCUAUGAAUGCUUUUAUGGUAGAUCUUUCAUAUCUUUGCUUCUUUUCUAUAAAGGAGAGGUAUCGUGAAAUGGUUUGGUCACAAGAGAGACGUGCUGAAAUUGCGAACUCGGAGAGUAAAAUGCAUAACUCGCAAAUUAGCAAAGAACUUGGCGCAGAAUGGAGACAGAUGAGUGCUGAAAAGAAAGCACCGUAUAUCAAAAAGGCUAAAGAGUUGCGUGAUGAACUACUACGACAGCAUCCGGACUACGUCUAUAGACCGAAGAGGAAGCCGAAGUUACAGCCAAAAAGUGUAAACCAUUCCGUGUCUCCGGCUAGCACUUCGGCCGUAAAACAAAUUGAGCGGUCAUCGGAUAACCGGCUUUCAACAACGGCUGCACAACUUUUGCUGGCGUCCGAAGCGCAGCAGUCACUUCAGCAACAGUCUUUGAUGCUUGCUUAUCAUGCUCAGAUGAUUGCCGCUUUUCUAAAAGGAAAUCAACAAAAGAAGGUAAAAGCGUUUGAAAAAGUUUUAAUGUUUUAG